Molecule: messenger RNA, 486 nt
Organism: Meriones unguiculatus (Mongolian gerbil)
Lineage: Eukaryota; Metazoa; Chordata; Mammalia; Rodentia; Muridae
Product: 10 kDa heat shock protein, mitochondrial-like
Exons: 2
Coding region: 1-486 (161 amino acids)
Cellular component (GO): mitochondrial matrix
Molecular function (GO): metal ion binding; protein folding chaperone; protein-folding chaperone binding
Source: RefSeq, a predicted model, not a curated record
AUGGUGCAGCUGGCAAGGGCAUGGUCAGCUCUACUGCUCUUACACCUGGGAAGCUCACCCAUGCCCCACCACCAGCUUGACUGUGCUGCAGAGGCAAGGUGCAGGGCCUGCUUUUCCAAUUGCUUCAACAGUGGCGGCCUCGGGGCAGAGUACUUAUGCAGCUGUGGCAGCAAGUCAUGGUUGAACAAGCUUUUAGAAAGUUUUCUUCCGCUCUUUGACCGAGUAUUGGUUGAAAAGAGUGCCAGCAAAACCGGCACCAAAGACGGCAUUAUGCUUCCAGAAAAUUCUCAAGGAAAAUUAUUGCAAGCAACAGUAGUGUCUGUGGGAUCAGGUGUGAAAGCAAAGGAUGGAGAGAUUCAACAGGUUAGUGUGAAGGUUGGAGACAAAGUUCUUCUCCCAGAGUAUGGAGACACCAAAGUAUUUCUAGGCGACAAGGUUUAUUUCUUAAUUAGAGAUUGUGACAUUCUUGGAAAGUAUGUGGACUGA